GAAAGAGAGAGAGAUGGUGGGGGGGGGGGCAGACCAAAAGAAAAAGUGGGCAGUUCCUCUGGUGCACUCUGCUGGUUCCUGUAACAGUGUCACUGUUUGCUUCAGCUUCAACUGUUGCAUUGUGGCUCCAGAUGCAUUCUGUGAAAGCUGUUCCUGACGGUGAAACAUUAAUGGACAAAACUGACUAUUCGCACUAAAAACUUUUCUUUUCUUCAUUUGAUCUCUGGAGACUUUUUUUUUAUUUUUUUUUUGGAACUCGUGAAACAACUUUCAGCUCCGUGGACAGUUUGGAUAAAUCUUUUCAGGGAACACCUUGAUGACUGCCAGAGCAUCCACAGAGAACCGCGUCUUUGGUAUAGAUGAAGAGUCAAUACUUCCUUCUGAGAGCAGCUGCAGAAGACUUUUAAAAGGACUGCAAAGUUUUUUUUUUGAUGAGGAAACAACUCUGAGAUCUUCAUCGUGAGCUGACGGGUCUCCAUUAUGUUUCGGGAGACUCUGAAUUAUUUUGGAUCAUCGUGAACUUUAAAUAUCUACACCUUGAGGUUGACUAAAGAAAGAGAAAGAUGGAAAACGCGACCACAGACACUUACUUCCAUCCUCCAGCAGAUCCCUGGAUCCUGGUGGUGUUGGUCAACAUCAUAUUGAUCACGGUGGUGGGAAACCUGCUGGUGAUCAUCGCUGUGGCCCGCACUCCUCAGCUUCAGACUUCCACUAACAUCUUCAUCAUGUCCCUGGCUUGUGCGGACCUCAUCAUGGGAGUUUUUGUUGUCCCUCUUGGGGCUAGUUAUGUGGUGAUAGGUAAAUGGGAACUUGGAAUUAAGAUGUGUGACAUCUGGACUUCCGUCGACGUUCUCUGUGUGACGGCCAGCAUUGAAACGCUUUGCGUUAUAGCGGUGGAUCGAUACAUCGCCAUCACACGGCCGCUUAGACAUAAAGUGCUACUGAGCAAGAUGCGUGCUAGAAUAAUAGUUUGCUUAGUGUGGCUUGUGUCCACCUUAAUUUCAUUUAUACCAAUUAUGCAAGGGUUUUGGAGGUCCGAAGAUCCCAAAGCAAUGGCAUGCUACGAAAAUACUACCUGCUGUGACUUUGUGACUAACGCUUAUUAUGCUGUUUCCUCCUCUGUAGUGUCUUUUUACAUUCCACUGAUCAUAAUGAUAUUUGUGUACAGCAGAGUUUUUGUAAUAGCAGCGCGGCAGGUCAAGCUCAUUGACAGGAGCAGGAUGCGUUUCCAGAAUGACUGUCCUGCGGCACAGAUUGGCACCAACAUCUUGCCAUCUGUUUGUUUGAGCUCCAGCAGCUGCAGCACUGCAGUGAAGAGAAAGAGCACCAAGAGGAGGCCAUCGCGGCUAAUAGUUGUCAAGGAGCACAAAGCCCUUAAGACUUUGGGCAUCAUCAUGGGGACAUUCACCUUGUGCUGGCUGCCGUUCUUUGUGGCCAACAUUAUUAAUGCUUAUAAGACAGACAUUCCCGGGGACGAUCUUUUUAGAUUGUUGAACUGGCUUGGCUACGUCAACUCUGGCCUCAAUCCCAUCAUCUACUGCAGGAGUCCAGAGUUUCGCGCCGCAUUUAAGAGCCUGAUGGGGUGUCCUUGGUUGCCCAGCAUGUGGAUAAACACUUUCUAUAAGGAACUGCGGACCCGCUGCUCCUGCUUUCUGUGGCAAACAGACUCGGACACAAACGGCUCUUUGCACAAAUCUCCAAGUGGCAGAACUGAGGGCAGCAGCAGUCUGGGCAGCAGGAGUGAGGAAGUUUCCCUUAGUCAUGUGCAAUCCAAUGGCAGCACACGGCUGAGUGAUAUAUCAGAACCAGAGACCACAUUUUACAUUUUACAAGAAAACAACGGCUGAGCUGUAAAACGCACUUCUUCUCCAGAAGACUGUGAUUCCUGCAAAGUCUGGUGCCAAACGACAGUGAAGACAAGCUAAAAGACACAGAUCCCAACAGAGAAAGACACGGAACACUGUGACUGCCUUUAAUAUUAUUGUUGUGGACCAGAGAUGGACUGGUUCUUUGCAGACAUUUGGUGAAACCCCAUGAGCUCCUCAGUGUCAUUUACAUAUUGUUUACAAAAAAAGAAAGAUUAAAAAAAAAACUUUUCCCUUUGUAAGAAAGAUGCAAAUACUUUAUGCAUUCCUGAAAAUGUUCAGAUGAAAUGUACAGUGUGUGGCUUGUGGUUUCUAAAGUUUAUCAUGUAAGAAUAUAUUAUCUAAUAAGUUAUAUAUUUAUAAUACACUGAAUCUGUAGCAAAGUGCAAAGGUUGACCAUAGUGGCAAUGCUGUCUUUAACUGUUGGAAUAUUUUUACAUCUCAAAGUUUUCAGUAUAGUCAUCAAACAUAUGAGCUUUUUCUUUAAACACUCUUACAAUGUAUUCAGCUCAGUGAUUGUUUAAGCCAGGGCUGCAUUUACGCACACAUAGUUGAUCUUCAACACCCCCUCCGGGGCUCCACAUACGCACAGUUGGUCUUCAACCUCCUUAUCUAUCCUAAAUGAAAACAUGGCUGGAGGAAACUGCUGAUUCAAUCAAACGUUGCAACGUUUGAUUGACAAUAUAGUCAAUAAUCUGACAUUGUAUGGAAUCGAACAAGGUACAGUAUUAUAAACUGCAAGAACGUGUGUGAAAUGAAUCUCUUUAUGCCAUGUUGUCAAACUUUUUGUGCAUUUUAUAAAGCAGCUAUGUAAGCUCAAUAAGACACUCCAAAUUAAAGUAAAUAUGAAAUCUA
Oryzias melastigma (Indian medaka) is the source of this 2720-nucleotide messenger RNA. RefSeq names its product adrenoceptor beta 3a (gene adrb3a). Gene Ontology annotation, cellular component: membrane. The coding region runs from base 564 to 1847 and encodes 427 amino acids. The transcript is spliced from 2 exons. Gene Ontology annotation, molecular function: beta3-adrenergic receptor activity; norepinephrine binding; epinephrine binding. Gene Ontology annotation, biological process: adenylate cyclase-activating adrenergic receptor signaling pathway; norepinephrine-epinephrine-mediated vasodilation involved in regulation of systemic arterial blood pressure. NCBI's taxonomy places the organism in Eukaryota, Metazoa, Chordata, Actinopteri, Beloniformes, Adrianichthyidae. The record is from RefSeq and is a predicted model, not a curated record.